AUGAUGCUGUAUGUCUACCUCUGUGCACUGGCUCUUGUCCUGCAGCCAGUUCACUCUGCCUAUAACUGCUCCUCGGUGUAUAACAGGGUUCCAGAUAACAGUGACCUGACAGUAAACUGUGGCACCAAUAUGAUCUCUAUGGAGGUAAACUUGUGCACUGCUGAGUGGGCAGGCUUUGACCCCAGUAGCCUGGCCCUGAACGGGGAGCACAAUAAUAAUCAGUGCUUGGGCAAGAUUGACAUCAAUGUGGACCCACCGGUCAUCCGUUACCAACUGCCUGUCAAUCAUAGUCAAGAGAACCCAUGCAGACAGUCUCUGCAGAUUGUGGAUGAGGUGCCCAGUUCCUCUGGUCCAUUCCACAUGUUCUCCACCAUUCAGUCCGUCAUUAUCACAGGCUUCAUUGAUACACCCACAUCCUCAGCAGGCCUCAUCAGUUACUCCACAGACCUCUACUAUCACUUCUCCUGUCGUUACCCACUGGAAUAUCUCAUCAACAACACUCAGAUCAUAUCGUCUUCAGUGUCAGUGGCCACUAGUGACAACAAUGGAACUUUCAUUGACACUCUCAGAAUGAGUGUUUACAAUAGCACAAACUAUACCUACCCAUUGGUGGUUCCUCCUACAGGGCUGGAGCUGCGCACUAAUGUCUAUGUUGAAGUUAAAGCUGUCAAUCUCACUGGAAAUUUUUAUCUCUUGCUGGACCAGUGCUUUGCUACCCCAUCACCUUAUAAUCAUACCUCAAAUACACAGUAUAACUUUUUCACUGGAUGUUUUGUAGAGAACAGGACAACGUUAACUGAUAAUGGGAUUUCCAAGUUCUCCAGAUUUUCGUUUGAAGCAUUCCGCUUUGUGGAGCACCGUGAUCAAGAAAAGUCCACUAUAUACCUGCACUGUAUACUGCGACUUUGUGAGCCAAAUAAAUGCCAAGAACUACUUAAAUCUUGCAACAGUAAUGGAAAACGUAGACGGAGAGCCCUAGAGCCUUAUGGAUCACAAGUAAAAGACUCUGCCACAGUGUCUGUGGGUCCUUUGUAUACCGCAGCUCUAAAGAAUGAUGUUCCCACUGCAUCUGCCUAUGGAGGCAGUGAGCCAUUGGACAGGAACAAUGUGAAUGUUGCUGGAGUGGUGGUGGGGGUCAUAUUUGCCACCGGUGGUGUUGUGUUGCUAGCUAUGGCUGGAUGGUUUGUGCUGAAGAAGUUUUACUGGGCUGGUGCUCUGCCUCAGGCUUUCCGCUGA
Messenger RNA from Xyrauchen texanus (razorback sucker), 1236 nucleotides. RefSeq names its product zona pellucida-like domain-containing protein 1. Gene Ontology annotation, cellular component: cell surface. The coding region runs from base 1 to 1236 and encodes 411 amino acids. The record is from RefSeq and is a predicted model, not a curated record. Lineage: Eukaryota; Metazoa; Chordata; Actinopteri; Cypriniformes; Catostomidae. The transcript is spliced from 10 exons.